UCAAGACAAACUCGCUUGCACCGGAAGUGUCCACGCGCUUUUAUUUUGAAAUUUUUGCGUGCGUUUCUCGUGCCGCCCGCGUGGAGCUGCUCGCGUCACCCCAGGUGAAAGACUUCACCCCACAGAGAGGAAGGCCAUUCGAGUUUCUGCAUUUUCAGACACGUUUCGCCAUUGGAUUAAAUGGAAUGCAGCUGCUUGAGCUCUUCAAUUGCGCCAAAGAUCAUGGAAUAGUGGAGGAAGAUUGAGCAGGGCAAUGGCAGCCGAAGCCUCACAAAACAUGGUCCUUCGCAUCAUUGAGAUGGACCGUGUAAGAAAAGUAAAACUCAGCUCUUGGCCAGCUUCUGUUGAUGCACUGAUUCAGAUUUUAAAAGAACAAUUGGAAUUGGAUGCUGACUUCAGAUUGCAGUACGAAGAUCCAGACUUUGAUGGAAAACUUACUUCCUUGGUUGACAUUGAGGAAUACUGAAUUUGAGAAGACUGGAAGACCUCUUAAGUUGUCAAGAGACCAAAAGCACGAUAUUUUAGAAAAACUUGCAUCUGCUAUAUACGGUUUCAAGGCUUACCCAAGUGAUAAAGCGAUAGCAAUGGUAGCGGAGGUUCUUGUGCCUUCUCACUCCAACAUUAAAAGACCUAAGCGUGCAGAAGUCAACUUUCUGCCCAACUUUCCCCAAGGAGAGGAUCCCUCAAGCCUUGAACAUCUGAGGCAGGUAAUUGUUGAAAAAGUAAAGAAGACAGAGAGAAACCUACCUCUCAUUAGUAAGAUGAUGCAGACCACGUUUGCCUUGCGGCGAAAGACUAUAGUGAUGUCCUGCCCACCAGUCAAACAGCUAAUGGACUCUGGCCUGCUCUUCAGAUGCAGUCUGAGGUAUGUGCAGAGUCCCAACACAUAACAAACCAGAACCUGCCUAAUACAUUCUACGCAGAGCUUUAUCUUCAUCAAACUCCACGUUUGAUGACCUUAUUCAGACAGAAGGCGUCCAAAACUGGAAAGAUUACAGAUGCUUUGGCUGGCCUUUUCAAGGUGCACAAUGAACAGGAAACAAAACAGGAAUCUUCUUUCGUUAACGACUACCUGCAGCUUUGACAUGAAGUGCUCAUCUGUUGCUGUAAUCCUGAUCCUCAACACCUUCUGUGCCUUCUCACAAGUUCACCAUGAAAUGACAUAUGUUGCGGGCUGCUUUGUGAAUGGCUCGGCUGAAAUAUUGUUUGCGUUUGAUGGUGAAGAGAUGUUAUAUGCUGAUUUCCCGAAAAAGGAAAUUGUGUACACUGUGCCACGUUUUAUUGACCCGGAUCCAGGUCAAGUUUUGGUGGGUUUGAACCUCCUAAAAGAUGCUUUGGCUAACAAGGAAAGAUGUCUGGCAUUAACAGCCCUUUAUGCUGCGGAAGAAAAACAUCCACAAGAAGAAAAAGACCCUCCUGAGGCUAUCCUCUUCCCCUCUGAAGACGUUAAGCUGGGAGUUGAAAACACACUCAUCUGCUUAGUAAAUAAUUUCUACCCACCUUCAAUCAAAGUCAGCUGGACCAAAAAUGACCAGCCAAUUUCAGAGGGGACGUCACUCAGUCGAUAUUACCCCAAUGACGAUCAAACCUUCCGCCAGUUCUCAACUCUGACGUUCACGCCGAGCGAGGGCGACAUUUACAGCUGUACUGUGGAGCACUCAGCGCUGGAGACGCCCAAAACAAGUAUCUGGGAUGUAGAAACCAUCAGAAGCGAUCAUCAAAAUCUAGGACCAUAUAUUUUCUGUGGAGUGGGCCUGAGUCUGGGCCUGUUGGGAUUUGCAACAGGAAUAUUUUUCAUUGUCAAAGGACACCAUCAAUAAUUGUUAUGUUGGCGAAAUCUAUUCAAACGAAAGAUCCCUAAUGGUGGAAUAUACAGUAUAUUGUAUUUACCUUUUUUCACUUACUAGCAUUUACAAGUAUUCUGCCUCUAGCUAAUGAUAUUAAUGGGUAACUGUAUGCAGAUAAAAUCACAUUAAAGACAAUAUGUUGGAUUUUAUCUUAUUAGGUAUUGUGAUGAUUGCAAGAAAUGUUAAAAUAUAAAACUAGCUAUGUAACAGAAAAUGAGAAAGAAUGCUACUACUGUAUGUAUUUGAAUAAAUCAGUGAAACAUUGUACAUUUUAUUGAAAUACAUUCAUCUUACUGCAAAUCACUGUAGAGGAUCUGAAUAACAUUCACCCAUUACAUCCUGGUGACAUAUGCCCAGAUAAGUGACGUACACACACCCGGUCAGCCAGACCACAUCACCUUCCUCCAUUACUCUGCGGUACAGCUUCGACACCUUUGGCAGGAAACAGGGAUUAGCAUGAUCACCCUGAUGAUUUGUGGCUACACUGCCCAAAGGUAAGACACACUGUGUGUUCUGAGACCUUUCCACCAGAACCCCCAUUAAUUUCUUCAGGAAUUUGAGCUAUGCAUUAGCCAGCCUUCACUCCCCAUAAGGGUCAGUGAGUCUUGGCCGCUCUAUCACCAGUUCACCGCUUUUCCUUCCUUGUACCACUUUUAAUAGGUACUGAUCACUGAAGAUCAGGAACGUCCCACAACAUCUGCAUUUUCACCGUGUCUUUGCCAUUCCUGUCAAAAAAUAUGAUGAGUGUCAUGAUGAGUUAGGGGCAUAUGGUAUAUUUUAUUGACUGAUCAUUCUCAUAAGUUUAUUUGUACUUUGUACUUUUCAUUUUAUUGUAUUUAAUCACAUUUUAUGGGUGGCACAGUGACGCAGUGGUUAGCACUGAUCAGGACUGGAAUUUUGUCAUUUUAGGGGCAAGGACACUUGGCCUUUUGUGUUGUCAAUUUUUUGAGGGCACAAACACCAAAAGCCAUAAAAUAAAACAAUGAUUGUAAGUUCACAUCAUAAUGAAUUUAAUUUAAGGACUAAUGACACUUCUGAGGAAGACUGGAGUCUCCCCUCCUAUCUAGCAGGUAAAGAACACUGAAAAUAUCUAAUCUUUUCAAUCCAUCACUCACUUCAAAAAACUGUAAAACAUAUUAAACUCACUUCAAAAACUGUAAAGCAUAUUAAACCAAAGCCAUUUCAAGAAGCUGGCUGAGAGCUGACCCGCCUAGACUGAACCACUGGCUGGACAUUGUAGAAGAAAUUUGAUCAAUGGAACAAAUAACCUACAGUCUUAGAAUCAAAACAGAGCUGUAUGCCGUAAGAUGGACAAAAUGACAUCUUUAUGUGACAAAGUAGUGUUUGCCCCCCUUGUGUGUGUUUUUGUAUUUUUGUAUCUGUUUUUAUUGAUUGAAAAAAAUAAAAAAUUAA
This is a messenger RNA of Mugil cephalus (flathead mullet), 3260 nucleotides long. Its product is annotated as RLA class II histocompatibility antigen, DP alpha-1 chain-like. The record is from RefSeq and is a predicted model, not a curated record. Gene Ontology annotation, cellular component: MHC class II protein complex; membrane. Bases 999 to 1820 code for a protein of 273 amino acids. Gene Ontology annotation, molecular function: MHC class II protein complex binding. The transcript has 8 exons. Lineage: Eukaryota; Metazoa; Chordata; Actinopteri; Mugiliformes; Mugilidae. Gene Ontology annotation, biological process: peptide antigen assembly with MHC class II protein complex; immunoglobulin production involved in immunoglobulin-mediated immune response; antigen processing and presentation of exogenous peptide antigen via MHC class II.